UUUGCCCGCACUUGUCUCGUUCACCGUUUCGCAUUGUCCGCAAGUAAAUAGCGAAAUAAAAUUGAAAUCAAUCAAUAAAACGGCAGGUGCUACGAAACACGCUAUAAAUACAUAAGUGUGGUGUAUGUGUUUGGCAUAAAUUGAAUUAUUAACAUCUUUAAUACAUAGAGAAGCUGCAGAAAAUAUUCUAGAAGUCUACGGCGCAACGUCAUGCUACUGCAAAGAAACAAAUUAGGAAGCGUGCGACCGCCAAAGCGCUGCCGAAGCGACAUGGACAACACAUCGACCUCGGACAUUGUCAUUAUCAAUGGCAACUCGCAUCCGGAUCUGGCCAACAUGGUGGCCGAACGCAUGGGCAUCAAAAACGGCGGCUGCUCCGUCUUCCACAAAUCCAAUCGUGAGACUAUUGUCGAAAUAAGUGACUCUGUGCGUGGCAAGGACAUCUACAUCAUUCAAACAGGCACUAAAGAUGCCAACAACAACAUAAUGGAGCUGCUUAUUAUGGCCUAUGCGUGCAAGACAUCCUCAGCUCGUUCGAUAGUCGGUGUCAUUCCGUAUUUGCCAUACUCGAAGCAGUGCAAGAUGCGCAAACGCGGCUGCAUUGUGUCCAAGCUGCUGGCCAAGAUGAUGUGCACCUCGGGCCUGACACACAUUAUCACAAUGGAUCUGCAUCAGAAGGAGAUACAGGGCUUCUUCGAUAUACCCGUGGACAACUUACGUGCCUCCCCAUUCUUGCUGCAGUACAUACAAGAGAGCAUACCCGACUAUCGCAAUUCUGUGAUUGUGGCGCGCAAUCCGGGAGUUGCCAAAAAGGCUAAUUCUUAUGCAGAACGCUUGCGUCUCGGCCUGGCUGUCAUACAUGGCGAACAGAAGGAGGCCGAAAGCGAUGAGGUUGAUGGCAGAUACUCACCGCCGCCCACCAGGGCGUAUUGCAAUUUGUUAGGAAAUUCGGUUGAAAUGUGCUUACCAACGGUUAAUAGAAACUCUACUCCACAACAUGCGCCCAUGAACAGUCGCACGCGCACCACAUCCGUUUCGGUGGGCGUGCCCGAGCAUCCGGUUAAGGUGAAGCCGCCGCUUACGAUCGUCGGUGAUGUUAAUGGUCGCAUUGCCAUCAUGGUGGACGAUCUGAUAGAUGAUGUGCAAGCCUUUGUGGCUGCUGCUGAGAUGCUGAAGGAAAAUGGUGCCGGCAAGGUCUAUGUGCUGGCCACACACGGUCUGUUGAGCUCUGAUGCACCACGCUUACUGGAGGAGUCGGUGAUCGAUGAGGUUGUUGUCACCAAUACCAUUCCACAUGAGAUUCAAAAGCUGCAGUGCCAGAAGAUUAAGACCAUCGAUAUAUCGAUACUGAUCGCCGAGGCCAUACGUCGCAUACACAAUAAGGAGUCCAUGUCAUAUCUGUUUCGCAAUGUCACGCUGGAGGACUAAGCAUGCUGCAUACCAAUACCAACACCUAUACUAAUACCAAUACAUACGCAUCACUUACACACAUUUAAUGUAAUAUUUCUAAAAAUGGCGAUAGCGUCUAUUGUUUGUUUAAUGCCUUUUUGAUUUGUAUCUAAUGGAUUCUGUGGCGCUACAGCUCAAUUCAAGUGAAAAGUUUUAAGCCCAAUUAUAUUGGAUAAUAAAUAAAACACAAAAGUAAUAGAUUGUUGUAGAAACCUUAAUAGCUUUAACAGUUAACUCUGUUGCAUAAAUUCGGAUUAAUAGUAACAAUCUUUUAACGAAAGCAAUCGAUAUGUUUGCGUUUUUAUAUUUAAUAAUGGCGUGUUCAAUUAUUA
Molecule: messenger RNA, 1781 nt
Organism: Drosophila busckii
Lineage: Eukaryota; Metazoa; Arthropoda; Insecta; Diptera; Drosophilidae
Product: phosphoribosyl pyrophosphate synthase-associated protein 2
Exons: 8
Coding region: 211-1428 (405 amino acids)
Biological process (GO): 5-phosphoribose 1-diphosphate biosynthetic process; purine nucleotide biosynthetic process
Cellular component (GO): ribose phosphate diphosphokinase complex; cytoplasm
Molecular function (GO): ribose phosphate diphosphokinase activity; magnesium ion binding
Source: RefSeq, a predicted model, not a curated record